Molecule: messenger RNA, 996 nt
Organism: Metarhizium robertsii ARSEF 23
Lineage: Eukaryota; Fungi; Ascomycota; Sordariomycetes; Hypocreales; Clavicipitaceae
Exons: 2
Coding region: 1-996 (331 amino acids)
Cellular component (GO): cytoplasm
Molecular function (GO): oxidoreductase activity, acting on the CH-OH group of donors, NAD or NADP as acceptor
Source: RefSeq, a predicted model, not a curated record
AUGGCGUCGUCGACUACACCCCCCACGCCCUUCUCCGUCACAGGCAAGACGGCCAUCAUUACCGGCGCAGGAUCUGGCAUCAACCACGCGUUUGCCGAGCUCCUCCUAUCCCGAGGCUGCAACGUGGUCCUUGCCGACCUCGCCCUCCGCCCGGAAGCCCAGCAGCUCGUCUCCCAGCACGGCGACAAGGCAAAGAGGCCCCGGGCCGUAUUCGCCAAGACAGACGUGACGUCCUGGCCAGACCUCAACCGCAUGUUCGAAGUGGCGGCCGCGGAAUUCGGAGGCUUCGACAUCGUCUGCCCCGGAGCCGGUGUCUACGAGCCGCACUGGUCCAACUUCUGGCACCCGCCAGGAUCUCCCGAGAGCAGGGAUGCCGUCGACGCCGGCCGCUACGCCCUCCUGGACAUUAACCUGACGCAUCCCAUCCGGACGACCCAGCUCGCCCUGCAGUACUGGAUCCAUCCUCCAGCCGGUGGCCCCCGCUCCGCGCCGGCGCCGGCACCAGCGUCCGUCGACAACCCGAAGCGAGUCGUGCUCAUCUCCUCGGUCGCCGCGCAGAUACCGACCUUUCGAGCUCCGCUGUACGGCGCGUCGAAGCACGCGAUUACCGGAUUCACGCGGUGUCUGGCCGACCUCGAGCCAAGGCUGGGCGUUCGCGUCACCGCCGUGGCUCCGGGCCUCGUCAAGACGCCCAUCUGGACGGAACACCCGGAGAAGCUGGUCAAUCUUGACCCGGAAAAGGACGGCUGGAUCGCCCCGGAGCAAGUGGCCCGUGUCAUGGUGGAGUCGAUGGAAAAGGAGACAAUCGCGGGCGGAACCGUGCUGGAGAUUGGGAGGAACAAGACGCGGCGGAUCCAAGUGUACAACGAUGCUGGGCCGGAUUUUAGCGCUGGCGGGGGGAUAGCCGCCAGCAGGUCGGACGAGGGCGACAAUAUGGUCUGGGAGUGGCUUGGAGAUGAGAGAAUUUGGGCUGUUCACGAUUGGGGCAACGAGUAG